AUGACGCGCGCCCUGGCCCUCGUCGCCCUCCUGGGCGCAGCCGCCGCCACCACCGCAAACGCCCAGCUCUCCAUCUCGCUCGCAGAUCAGGCCAGCAAGGCGCAGCCCUCCGCGCCCGCUUCCCUCGACCUCGGCGGCGGCCUCACCUCGGGCGGCGCACCCGCCGCGACACAGGCCCCUCCCACCCCGACCGCCCAGUCGUCGGUCGCCACCACCCCGCUCCCCACCGGCGGCAGCGUCUCGGUCGUCAGCGGCGCAACCGUCAGCCAGCUCACCAGCAGCAGCAUCAACACCUCGCCCGCCGUCGCACAGGGCACCCUCACCUACAGCCAGCCCCCGCUCCCCUCGAGCACCACCACCAUCGACGUCUCCGCACUCCCCACCUCCCUGCCCCCCUACGGCCACACCGUCUCCUCCAACUUCACCCUUCCCUCGGCCACCGCCACCGCCACCUUUGCCACCCUGCCCCAGCUCGCCUCCAACCCGUACCAGAUGGUCUUUGCCGACACCUCGGGCCUCCCCGACUACCAGUGGAACCUCGCCCUCGCAUCCGUCCCCUCGCUCACAAAGGAGGCCAUCUGCCGGCAGCAGGUCGACUUCUGCGCAAAGGCAGGCUGCGUACAGGACGGCGCAAAGGUCAAGGACAACUUCUGCGAGACAAAGUACAUGGGAGCCGCCUGCCGCUGCGACAAGGGCGACUCGAGGCUGCAGCAGUACAACUGGCCCGUCAUGCUCGCAGACUGCCGCGGCCGCAACACGGCGUGCAAGGACGCCUGCCAGAAGCCCAACCUGGGCACCGCUGACAAGAACAAGUGCACCCAGGCCUGCGACGCAAACUACGGCAGCAACUGCGGCGCUCCCGGACAGUACGCCGCAAACUACGCCGUGGCCAAAAAGGGCCAGAAGCCCAGCUACGCCAUCAUCCAGGGCGGCAACGCCCAGAACGACGCCCCCGCCUCGCAGCAGGCCCGGCGCUGGGCUACCACCGCCGUCGCCGCCGCCAGCGCCUUUGCCCUCGUCGUCCUCGUCUGA
Molecule: messenger RNA, 1032 nt
Organism: Pseudozyma flocculosa PF-1
Lineage: Eukaryota; Fungi; Basidiomycota; Ustilaginomycetes; Ustilaginales; Ustilaginaceae
Exons: 1
Coding region: 1-1032 (343 amino acids)
Source: RefSeq, a predicted model, not a curated record